CGCUUUCUAUGAUGAUUCAGAACUAGAGAAUGGCGUUCUCUCACGCGAUUUGUGCGAUGAUCACGUUUCAUUUUUUUGGAGCGGAUCCUAUAUUUCAUCGCGGUGUUCCUUCACUGAUCGUUCGUUCCUUCACCUGCGCCCAGUCGCUUCCUUGAGUGCUUAGAUUACACAUCGGUAGUUGUUGGCUACUUUAUUACUGUUUGUUCAUAUUGCAUAUUACCAAAGCACAGAAACGGACACAUAUCCCACGAUUGCCGGCAUCGACGUUAUUGCACAACCAACCACGUACAGACCUGGCCUGAUACCAUGUCGCCCACAGUCCCAAACCCCAGAUUGCGCGGAUCGCGGCAAGAGAUCAUCAUGACAACCUGCUUCAUAUCAAACCUACAUUGCCCGUCAUGUGUCGAAGGUAUUAAAGCUUCUUUGGGCGCACUUGAGCCCGCACCAGAGGAGAUUGUUACUUCUAUUGUUUCCCAUUCCGUUGUUGUACGCCACACAGCAUCCAUCGCCGUCGAAGAUAUUUUAGGAUCUCUUGAGGCUGCUGGAUUCGAGAUGCAUAGUGUUUUCCAGGACGACAAACCGGUCUACGACCCAAAAAUUCACCAAGAGCACAGCAAGGAGUGGCACACGAGCUUGGAGCACGCGGUCUCAGAUUGGCUCCACCCUAGAGGCCUUGACAGCUCGAACAACGAUAUGCGCAAGAAAGAGUUGCAUUUGGAGAAAUGCGAACAAUGCAAGAGAGAACAUGGAGGAAUUAGCCUGGACAUCAACCACGAGGCGGGGCUUCCAUUUAAGCCAGAGCCUAUUGUUACUACCUCGCCGAAGGCUAGCUUAAAUGGUUCCGCAUCAUUCAAGCAUGAGUCACCCAGUCCCGAACCGUUUGUCACAGUCGAGCCUACCACUGCCGUAUACAAAGCUACCUUGGCCCUAUCUGGAAUGACAUGCUCUUCAUGUGUCAGCGCUAUCACGCAUGCUGUACAGCAGCAUCCAUGGGUCCUGUCAAUUGACGUCAAUCUUUUGACAAGUAGCGGCGUGGUGGUUUUUAAUGGAAAACACAGAAGUGAAGAAGUUAUCGAAACAAUAGAAGAUUGUGGUUUUGAUGUUUCCAUGGAAAAACUGGAGGAGAUCCAAAGCAUAUUAUCAGCGACCAGAACAAACUCGAGAUCUCAAUGGGAGACAUGGCGCGCAACUUACGCUCUUGGAGGGUUGACUUGUGCUGCUUGCGUCGGAAAUGUGAAUAGAGCACUGGAACCGCACACAUGGAUCGAGCAGGUGGACAUCAACCUCAUAUCAAACAGUGCCACCAUAAUCUUCAAGGGUAAAAAGCACCUGCCAGAAAUUAAGGAGAUUAUUGAAGAUGCUGGCUACGAGGCAAGGCUUGAUAAGGUACUUCCUGUUGAGUCCGUAACAGAGGAGGCUACCAAUCGAUCCGUUGCAAUACAUAUCGACGGAAUGUUCUGCCACCACUGCCCGGCGAAUAUCACCAGCAAGUUGACUGAGGCUUUCAGCGAACAUUACUCUUUCGAAGUUGAUGGUCCAUCUUUGACACUUCAAUCACCCAUGCUUCGCAUCAAAUACAAUCCAGAAUCUCCCCAAUUCACGAUUCGGACAGUCUUCGACAAGAUCAGGAGCUUGAAUGCGGCAUUCAAGCCAUCCGUCCACCAUACUCCUACGAUCGAAGAGCGAGGGCGCGAAAUGCAUGCACAAGAGCGAAAACGUAUCCUGUUUCGCCUAGUUCUUUGCAUCAUUGUCGCCAUCCCGACAUUCGUUCUUGGCGUUGUGUUCAUGAGCCUUAUCGACUCUAAGCAUCCUAUCCGCAGAUAUGUUAUGGGGACUAUGUGGGCGGGCAAUGUCACCCGGCUCAAUUGGGCGCUCUUUAUCCUAGCAACGCCAAUUUAUCUCUUCGCAGCCGAUACAUUCCAUCGCCGGGCGAUCAAGGAAGUGAAGGCUAUGUGGCGGCCAGGUAGCCGAACGCCUCUUUCGCACCGCUUCAUACGCUUCGGGAGCAUGAAUAUGCUUAUCUCACUUGGGACGAGCAUCGCAUACUUUGCGUCCGUGGUGGAGUUGGUAUUGGCUGCAACGAAGAAGUCAUCGGGUGCAAUGAAUGACUCGUAUUUCGAUGCAGUGGUCUUCCUAACCAUGUUCCUACUAAUUGGCCGAUUUCUAGAAGCCUAUAGCAAGGCGAAAACUGGAGAUGCCGUCACCUCGCUGGGUAAUCUUCGUCCUGAAGAAGCUAUCUUAGUUGACCCAGAAAAAGGAGAUACCAGGAUGGCAACCGAUUUGCUCGAGAUUGGUGACAUCGUCCGUGUUAAUCAUGGCACAUCACCGCCGUUCGAUGGAAACAUUCUUAAUGGUAGCUCUACCUUUGAUGAAUCUAGUCUCACUGGAGAAUCGCGCCCCGUCAAGAAGGGAGAUGGCGAUACUGUAUACUCGGGCACUGUGAACAAGGGUGCUCCGGUCAAUAUCAGAAUCACAACUGUCGCGGGUACAUCAAUGCUGGAUCAGAUCAUCAACGCUGUUCGUGAGGGGCAAACCCGAAGAGCCCCGGUCGAAAGAGUUGCCGAUACCAUCACUUCGCAUUUUGUUCCCUUUGUCAUUGCUGCCGCUAUUGCGACUUGGCUCGUGUGGCUCGUUCUUGGAACUACUGGUGCCAUACCCAAGGAUUGGAAGAAUGAAGGCGCUGGUGGCUGGGCUCUCUGGUCACUUCGCUUCGCCAUUGCUGUCUUCGUUAUCGCUUGCCCCUGUGGUAUCGGUCUAGCGGCGCCUACUGCACUCUUUGUUGGAGGUGGCCUCGCUGCAAAGCAUGGCAUCCUCGUCAAAGGAGGCGGAGAAGCUUUCCAGGAAGCUAGCUCACUCGAUUGCGUUGUAUUCGACAAGACGGGAACGCUCACUCAGGGCGGCGAUCCAGCUGUGACGAAUCACAAAAUAUCUGGCAAUCACAACUGUACGCUUGUUCUGGGGAUCGUGAAGGCGCUGGAGGAGAACAGCAACCACCCAGUCGCUCGAGCGCUGGUGUCUUUCUGCAAAAGCCAACUUCAUGACAUACCCGUAGCGGUUAACGUUGACGAAGUACCUGGAAAAGGCUUAAAGGGGACGUUCAGAGUGGAAGGGCAUGAUAUUACCGCAAUAAUUGGAAACGAAAGUUUCAUGGCUGAUCACCAUGUUCCUAUUUCCGCCGACAAUGCCGCAACGCUCCACACCUGGAAAUCUCGAGGAGAGUCGGUUGCGUUGGUAGCGGUUUUUCUAUCACAGCUAUCCCAUGAUUCACGGAAGUCCAUCGAUAAGCUUCCAGAGAGCUCUAAGGUCUCGGAGUCCCUGUCAACUGCAAUUACAGAAUCGCCGCUAUCACCAGCGUGGGACCUCGCAGGUCUCUUCUCGAUAGCGGAUCCUCUACGGCCGGAGGCUAUCAAUGUCAUUGAGGCGCUCAAAGCGCGUGAUAUUGAUGUGUGGAUGCUGUCCGGCGACAAUCCAAUCACUGCCAACGCUGUUGGUUCUCAAGUUGGAAUCCCAACCACCAAUAUCAUUGCAGGCGUGCUUCCGGAUCAGAAAGCGGAGAAGAUCAGAUUGUUACAGCGAACGCUGAUGAAGAGACGAAGGUCUAGCUUGUUUAGCAUCCCAAUCCUAUCAAAGAUGCGAGGCAAUAAGAAACGUGUUUGUGUCGCCAUGGUAGGCGAUGGUAUAAACGAUGCGCCUGCCUUGAGCACGGCGGAUCUUAGCAUCGCCAUCGGUUCUGGGUCCGACAUCGCCCUUUCCUCCUCCUCUUUCAUUCUCAUCAACUCCCGCCUGACAACAAUCCUCACACUUCUCGAUCUCUCGCGCGUGGUGUUCCGUCGCGUGUACUUCAACUUUGGCUGGGCGCUUAUAUAUAACUUAAUUGCUAUGCCUAUCGCAGCGGGUGUCUUAUUUCCUAUCACGACUGGAACGAAGCAUAUGGAUAUGCAUCAUAAUGGUAUGGCCAUGGAGGGUGGGAUGGCGAUGGAGAGUGGAGGAAAGAAACACAUUAGACUUGAUCCGGUGUGGGCUAGUUUGGCGAUGGCGUUGAGUAGCGUCAGUGUGGUCUGUAGUAGCCUGGCUUUGAGGAGCAGGGUCCCUGGGAUAGGGUUUCGAGUUAAGAAAGACGGCGAGAGGUCGUGAUGAAGCAUUGGGAGACGGAGAAUGUGUAAAGAUACUUACCGGUAUAUAGCACACAAUGGUAGCUAUCCUAAUCUUGGAUUUAUUUGUAUAUUACCU
Messenger RNA from Cucurbitaria berberidis CBS 394.84, 4230 nucleotides. Its product is annotated as heavy metal translocatin. The transcript has a single exon. Gene Ontology annotation, molecular function: copper ion binding; ATP binding; P-type divalent copper transporter activity. Lineage: Eukaryota; Fungi; Ascomycota; Dothideomycetes; Pleosporales; Cucurbitariaceae. Gene Ontology annotation, biological process: monoatomic cation transport; copper ion homeostasis. Gene Ontology annotation, cellular component: membrane. The record is from RefSeq and is a predicted model, not a curated record. Bases 307 to 4134 code for a protein of 1275 amino acids.